Ficedula albicollis (Collared flycatcher) is the source of this 718-nucleotide messenger RNA. RefSeq lists its product as uncharacterized. The transcript is spliced from 2 exons. Lineage: Eukaryota; Metazoa; Chordata; Aves; Passeriformes; Muscicapidae. The annotation marks the transcript as partial. The record is from RefSeq and is a predicted model, not a curated record.
GGGACAGCAUAAGAGGAUUAUGCACCCUCUUGUGAGAAAUCAAGAACGGAUUGCAGCAUCUAAACCCAAAAAGAGAACUUGUGGGAAAGUGUGGUCAGAGGAGGAGGAAGCUCUCCUGAGUCAGCUGAUGAUUGAGUAUGCCGGCAGGAGAAAUAUUAACCAACUGAUUAUGGAACGGAUUCCAUCUAAGACGCUGAAGCAGAUCAGUGAUAAGCGACGUCUUUUGGUGCAGACGUCCAAGGAAAAGAUAUCACCACCUGAAGUGGAGCAGGUUGUUGAGGACAGCCCACCGGUGAUAAUGGGUCCUCGAAUUGCUGAUCCGCCAAGGAAAGGUUUCAUCAGGCAACGGUAUCAAGACUAUAUGGGAAGAAUGCUGGCUUCUGGAAGAUCUUUCGACAGUGGAGAUGCUUUCGAGAGAAUCUUCCGUGGAGAGGAUGGUCAAGCGGUGGUGAAUGAGUGCUUUGAGAAAUUCUUUGGCGGUUCUGAGAGCAGUAGCCAGGACAAGAAGUCGGUUAAAGGUCGAAAACCUAAAAAACGCCGUAAAGGGAACCAAAGGACAACAUCUUGGAUGAAACGGAGGGCCAGGAAAAAGGGGAAAUAUCUCCGAUACCAGAAAUUGUUCUACGCACAUCGAAAGCGGCUUGCCAAGAUAAUUUUGGAUGAUGUCGAGGCCUUGCAAUGCCAGAUUCCAUCGGGCACAGUUUAUUCAACCUUCAAG